UUCAAACCUUAAGACUCGACCAUCUAACACAUUUCCUCGUCCCAGCUUCGAGCAUUUGAUUGUUCUUUCUAAAUAAAAAGCGCGCCGCCUCUUGUGCAACCCUUCCGGCUUGACCGGCAAUCCACACCCAAAAUGGCGCGGGCAAAUACUUACCUGGCGCCUCUUUCCCUAUUAUUCCUUGCCGGCUCGCUGGCUAUGCUAUUCUUCGUCAUAUUAUCCGCCGUAACCACCACCUCGCCUUUACAAGAAACCUACUUCCUCUCCGCCAACACCGACGGUAUUACUGGCGCCCGUUCCGUCACGCAAUGGGCCUACUUUUAUAUCUGCGGCGAGAACAACCAGGACUGCAGCAAAGCAACUCCUGCUCCCCCGUUGGGUUGGGCCUGGUCUGGCAACCCGGAAAAUGCGCCUUCGGAACUUAUCGGCGAACACGGUGGUGACACCACCAGCGAAUACUUCUUUUAUAUGUGGCGCUUUGGUUGGGUCUUCUAUCUCAUCGCCCUUGUCUUCUCUAUCCUGGCCUUCUUUUCCGGAUUCGUCGCGUGCUGCGGUCGCUUGGGCUCCGCCAUCGCCGGACUCAUGGCUCUUGUUGCGCUCUUCUUCCACACCAUCGCCGUUUCCUUGAUGACUGCCGUCUUCGUCCGCAUGCGCAACAUUUUCAUCGCGAAUGGCCGCGAGGCAAGUCUAGGCCGGUAUGCCUUUGGCUUUAGCUGGGGUAGCUGGACCGCGCUGCUGAUCGCUACGAUACUCUUUUGCAUUGGAAUCCGAGGCAGCAAGGAAGGUACCUAUGGUAGUGGAAGUGGCAGUGGUGGCCGACGAUGGGGGCGCCAGAGGAGCGUUAGGAGCCGACGGAGUUAUGAUAUGAAUGGCCGACGGGUCAAGGAAGACUACGCUUAAACUACUCGAGGUUGAGUGAGGGUUUGGGAGGUAGCUGCGAGAACGAGAACAAAAGCCAGAGACGUUGAUAUUCCCCGAAACGAGACAUGGCGAGAAAACGAAACGAAAGGAUGCGAUAUUCACGAUAUAACUUUCAACAAUCAAGAAAAAAAUUCAAACAAUACACGAAAUAGGGGAAUUUGAUUAAUAAUUCCGCCUAUCACUUAUUACUUACUACUACCAUCACGCACGCCGUUGGUUUUCUACGCAACACUUGGCUCGGCACAAGGGGAAUGAAUGAGGGGGAUACUAAUGACGAUAAUAAUGAAACGGACAGACGACAAGAUGAGAUAUUCUAAAGGGAAGUAGGGGGUUUAUCUAUGAUUACUAAGUCUGUUUGUUCGUUGCAGAGAAAACAGAGGAUGAAGAUGAAGAUGGAAAUGAUCUUGACUGAGGACGUAGGGGAUGUAAUAAUCUUGAGAUACCAAACCUCUAACUAGUUCACUAGCUGUCACUGCACUGCGGUGGUGUGGUUAGCUAAGCCUCGAUCGUUAUGCUAGAUAACUACAAACUAAAACUAAAUAACUAAUACUGAUGAAUUAUUUUUCAA
Messenger RNA from Hypoxylon fragiforme, 1486 nucleotides. RefSeq names its product SUR7/PalI family-domain-containing protein. Gene Ontology annotation, biological process: septin cytoskeleton organization; endocytosis; cortical actin cytoskeleton organization. The record is from RefSeq and is a predicted model, not a curated record. Lineage: Eukaryota; Fungi; Ascomycota; Sordariomycetes; Xylariales; Hypoxylaceae. The coding region runs from base 133 to 897 and encodes 254 amino acids. The transcript is spliced from 2 exons. Gene Ontology annotation, cellular component: plasma membrane; cell cortex; membrane raft.